Messenger RNA from Ascoidea rubescens DSM 1968, 2829 nucleotides. It is a transcript of the gene COG6, whose product is annotated as Golgi transport complex subunit COG6. The record is from RefSeq and is a predicted model, not a curated record. Lineage: Eukaryota; Fungi; Ascomycota; Saccharomycetes; Ascoideales; Ascoideaceae. Gene Ontology annotation, biological process: intra-Golgi vesicle-mediated transport. Bases 223 to 2829 code for a protein of 868 amino acids. The transcript is spliced from 4 exons. Gene Ontology annotation, cellular component: COG complex.
CUUUCAAUGGAGUUUCUGAUCCACUCAAGCAAUAUUUCCCUGUGUAAUCAGGACACAAAUGCAUUUUGCAAGGUGGCCCGUGCUAUUUCCCCCGCAUAAACCGAACAUCCACCAUGUUCCUUCAUCAAUUUUAUCUAUUAUCUGGCACAUCUCAGAACUAAUCGCUUUUAGUGCUCAACAUCAACAGACAAUAAAGGAAUAGAGUGAAAAGUUGACUGGAAUAUGGAUUUUAUUUACGAUUACAGUGAUUCCACUGCCAAUGACGUCCACAAGAGCUCUGGUAUUCCUCUACCUGCUGCCCCAUUGACUUUACCCCUAAAUCUCCCUGAAGAAAUUACAAAGAAAUUGCCUGGGCUAUCAAUUCUAUCAAAUUUGCAAAAGAACUAUGCCAAAAGUACUGAAAAUAUCAAUGAUUCAACCGACAAUUUGAAUUUGCUGAAGGAAAACGACUUGGCUGAAAAAUACGCCAGAUUGUCGCUAGAGUUGUUGGCAAGUGGUAAGAAUAGAGGUGUUUCAAGUGCCAAUAUCAGCAGCAACAUUCUUUCUACAAAGCUAUCCAAAAUCUUGUCUUCGUCGUUAACAACAUCUUACAAUACACCACUUGAUUUGAAAAUUAAGAAAUCGUUGAAAAUUCUUGAAGCCAAUAACUAUUUUAAUGUGUGCUCUGAUGAUGAAUAUAAUAGUUACAAUACUCUAGUUCAGCCCGGUUUCCUUGGGUCAAUUACAAGAAAAAAUUUACAAAGUAAAGUUGAAAACGAACUUUUGAAACAACACUCCAAAAUUCUUGUGAAAUUUCAACCAUUGAUAGAUGUUUUAGAACACUUGAAGAGCAAUAUUGAAAACUUGAAUGUUCAAAAAGAUAAUUUGGUUAACGACUUGAAUAAUUUGACAAAGUUCAAUGAAGAAAAUCUAUCAAAUGACAAAUUUAAUAUCAACCAGAUAAAAGCACUACAACAUGAAAAAAACUUGAUAUUAAUAAAAAAACACAUAUUGAUGUCAUUUAAAAAUGAAUUUCAAAUCAAUGAAUAUGAAGAAUACGUUAUAAAGAAUACCAAUUUGACUAAUAGUGAUAAUGAUGAUGAAACCCUAAAGGAGUUUUUUAAAGUCUAUAACAAGAUCAAAAAAAUCUACCAGAAUUGUUAUUUGCUAUUAUCAAUGAAUAAUCCUACCAUAGGUAUAAAUAUUAUGAACAAAAUGAAAGGUUUGAUUGAUAAUGCAUUGAAUAAGAUAUUUUAUUUUGUUGAAUAUAACUUGAAUAAUUUUCAAAAUAUUAACAAAAGAAAUUUCAAAAUCUUAAAAGAAUCAAUUAAAAUUGUCUUGAAUUCCUCGUUUUUGAUGGCUAAUAGAGUUGAAGAUAUUGACAAAGAUUCUGCAGAAGAAUCUUUUUCUGUUUCAAAAUUUGUCGAAAAUAACGUAUAUGUUAACAAUCUUAUCAAUAAAAUUAUUGAAGUUAGAGCAAAACAAAAUUUAAAAGAUUUUCUUGAUCAAUUGGGCACCUCAUUGCUCCGAGAUGAUAAUCAAAGCAUGAUAUCUGUCAAAUCAAAAGACUCCGCAAGACCAAUAUUAAUGUCUGCUCAUGAUCCAAUUAGGUACAUUGGUGACAUCUUGGCAUAUAUCCACUCUUUGAUUGUAAAUGAAAAAGAAAUUAUAGAUACCUUGCUUGAUAAUAAUGAAGAUUUUUUUGAUUUUAGAAAUGGUGAAGAUUUAAAAGAAUAUUUAUUGAUCAAGACUUUGAAUGUUCUUGCAAAACCAUUAAAUUUGCGUGUUAGUAGAUUUAUUAUGGUGGAAAACAAAUUGAAUACAAUUCAAAACAUUUUCAACGUUCUUGAUCUGUAUGAUUUAAUGUUUUUGAAGCAAUUUGAUGUUGAGUUGAUGAAAAGAGCCCAAUUGAAAAAUGAGCUAUUAAUCAGUAUCAAAACUUUGGAAAAGUUUCUUCAUAAAAGAGCAUUUGCGAUUCUUGAAGAUUCAUUAAACGAAAUUUCCUCGUUAAUAGAACAAAAUAUUGAAAGCCAUGAUUUACAGUCUCCAGAAUGGCUAAUUAAUUAUGUCAACGAUAUUCAAAAAGUGUUUUAUUCAUUUCAUCCAAGUUCUAAUUCGGAAUUGAACAAUUUUCUAUUCUUAUCAGAUCAACAGAUGGACGAUUUCUUAAAGCUUGUUAUUGACAGACCAUUAUCUUUAGUGUAUAAGCAAGCAGAUCUCAGUAGCUUUGAUGAAGAAGCCGAAAAGUCCAAAAAGAUUUUUGAAAUUAAUAGUAUUGAUUUUAUUUUGUCUAAAAUUUUAACCAUAUCAUUCAUUAAGAAUGAAAAAAUCAAUGAACUUAAUAUUAAAUUGGACAGUGAGACCCAAUUUUUAAUUUAUGUUCAGUUUGAUAUUCUAAUAGAAUCUUGUGGAUUGAGCUUAGUUUUCAAAAUGCUUAAUAGUAUUUACCCCUAUGAUAAGCUUAUUGAAGAGUAUGCAAUAACUAUAGCACAUAAUCCUGAAGAAUUUUUAAAAAUAAUGGACAAGUAUAUAUCACUAAAAAGCAAACCAGAGUUUUCUAUUGAAUCUAUAAACACAAUCAAUAAAAAAAUAGAGCUUUUUUUGCCCUCUGCUCUUACAGAUACACAGUCUUCAGCUCUAAUCAAUGUUUCUUCACCUAUGAUUUCUAAUCAGAUAAUCGAAGAAUCGUCGCUAAAAUUCGUUGACUUUUACAAAAUUUUCUUUAUACUUGUUGUUAGAUUCUAUGACAAUACACUGUUGCUUAAGUGGAAUGAAAUUGAGGUUGCCACAUUAUUAGGAGUCGAUGAACUUUACAUUAAAAAGCUACAAAUGGAACAAAGUCUUAAUUGA